AUGAGCACUCCACCUGGUGAAGAUUGGCAAUGCCGAGAUGGGAAGUAUAUCUAUCCUGCUGAAGCGGGUUCAGACAUCUACCUCUAUCAGAUUGAAGACGGAGUUCAAUCGGGAUAUGAAAAGGAAUUUGAGAAUCGAGUAGAACCUGCAUUGAGAACCGAAGCCUCCUGGCAAGAUGACGGUGAUAUUGACAAAAGAUUAGACGUCUGGCACAGUACAUGUGUCGCCGCUAAGGCUGUGGGAAAGCACCUUGGAUCGGCCAAAAAAGCCAAAAUUGUGCCUGUCAUUCAUGAGAGUGAUUUCGUAGAUUUCAUUGAAUCACUGGACUUGAUCAUCAGUAAUAUCAAAGAAGACAAAGAAAGCAAACUGCCUGUCAGGUACAAAUCCAGUAUUUUGUUCUUCUCAAGUGGCUUCGAUCCAGAGGACCUGGCCGAGGCUGGUAUAAAUCCAAACGAACCGCCCUUCUCGGAGAUGAAAAAAUCAAUGGAAGAGAUCUUUGAUCUGGGGAUUCCAAUAGUGAUGGCUGCAGGCAAUCGUCGUGGCGAAGAUGGUCUCAGUUUGGAACUGGAUAUAUAUCCACAAGUUUGGGAAAGCGAUGAUUUCCCGGCUAUUAACAUCGGAAACGCAUUUUCAGACGGCCAGAUCUAUGAAUCUUCUCUGAGAGGUCCUAAGGUUGCCGUAUAUCUUGAUGGUGUUGGAAUUAGGUGUGUCGGUAGAGAUGGACUGGUCGCUGGAACUUCUUUCAGCACUCCUCUAGGCGCUGGGGGAAUUGGAGUCUACAUGUCUCAGAAAGAGGGCCCAUUCUACGAUGCAACUCAUCAUGGAGCUGGUACAAGAGAAUUUGUUGUUGCUGUUCGAAAAUUUAUCAAAACGCAGGGCAGUUGGCUAUCUCCUAACGGGGCAAGAAUGUUUUGGAACCAGGCUCCGUAA
Messenger RNA from Penicillium taxi, 930 nucleotides. RefSeq names its product Subtilisin-like protein. Gene Ontology annotation, biological process: proteolysis. The coding region runs from base 1 to 930 and encodes 309 amino acids. The transcript has 4 exons. The record is from RefSeq and is a predicted model, not a curated record. Lineage: Eukaryota; Fungi; Ascomycota; Eurotiomycetes; Eurotiales; Aspergillaceae. Gene Ontology annotation, molecular function: serine-type endopeptidase activity.